AUGGCAGUUGGGGACUUUGUCACCUACACAUCCAUCGACCACUACAACGAGAUUCCAGAGCCCGACCCUGAGGACCCCGAGGGAAUCUGGUACAUGCCUCAACGGCGGCAGGAGCUCGAGGAGGAUGGCAUCCCUCCGAACAUUGAAGAUGCAGCGAUCAAGGAGUGCUUUCACGACUCAUACCAUGACGCUGGCGAGUUUGGAGGGCUUGGGCCGAAGGCACAGAGCUCGGCCAUGUACCUCACCCUUACCGAGACUAUACAUGGGGAUGACGACGAUACUCCUGAGGCGUCUAUCCCAAUUGUAGUGAGCGUCACACUGGAUCCCGUCACUUCCGACGUCCAGACCACGGCCGUAGGUACAGUCCGCCCCGGAAGUACCAUCGAGCCUGGUCAACAACCCACGCAGGCCCCUCCAACCGCUGCACCAGUGUCAGACGUACCAAAGACUGUAGACAACACCGCGCUCCCCGUAAACGAGGGCCAGCCACCACCAUCCACGGCGCCGGCACAAGAAGCACCGCCAGCCACUAUCGUCGUCGGCGACGCGACCAUCACACGCAACUCCAACUCCGACCUCGUCAUCGGCACUCAGACUCUCCGCCCUGACACGCCAGUCACUCUGCAACCACCAAACGAAGGCCCUGACAACAACAACAACAACAACAACGACGACGACGACGACGAAAACAACAACAAUGACAACAACAACAACAACGAAAACAACAACAACAACAACCCCUCCCCAACCACCGUCGUCCUCCAAACCAACCCCAGCGGCGAAACCCUCCUCGUCGCCGGCGACACUACGACCACCCUCCCCGCCGCUGCCGCUCCACCUCCACAGGACGAACAGCCCACUCCUGCCCCGGUCGUCGUCACCGCUGGUGGCCAAACCCUUACUCUCAACCCUACCACCGCCAACGAUGGCAACGUUGUUCUUCCCGACGGCCAGACGCUAUCCCCCGGCUCAACCAUCACCCUCCCUGGCGCCGGCCCGGACGGAGAGCCCGCCACCAUCGCGCUGCUGCCUGGCACCACCGCUGCCGGCGAUGGCGAGGGCGAUGGCAGUCAGGGGGCUUCGACCGGCGCGCCACUCCUCGUCGUCAACGGCGUCACGACCGCUCUUCCCACCGCCGCCACUACAGCCGGCUCGGCAGACGGGGCAGGGGGCGCCGCGUCGGUCACCGUGGUCGGCGGCGCGACGUUCACCCUCGUCCCGACCACUGUUACCGGCGGUGAUGGCGCUGCUGCUACUGUCGGCACCGCUGUCGUCCUGCCCGAUGGCCGCACCUUGGCCCCUGGUGCCUCCGCGACCCUUCUCGCCCCGACUGGCAGCGGCGCCGCUGCCGGCCCGACGCCCGUCGCGGUCGUCGUAGAGACGGACGAAGCCGGGACGGUGCACACGCAGUUGGUCGUCGGGAGCGUGACGGCGGAGCUUGGCGGCGGUGCUGCCGGCACUGGCACAGCUGCUGGUUCUGGUGGUAGUGCUGGUUCAGCAACCCCGACCGUCCUCCCCGUCACCCCGCUCGCAGACGGCGACGGCGUCGUCGUCGCAGGCCGCACGAUUGGCGUGGGGGAGAGCGUCACGUUGGCUGGUGGCACGGUUGUAGCGGUGAAGACGGAGGGCGAAGGGGGUUCGGCAAAGACGGUGGUAGUUGUGGGGGGGAAGAGCGUGACGCUCAGCGGCAGUGCGAGCAAGACGGCCACGGCGGCAGCGACGACGACGACGGGGGAUGGGCUUGGGGGCGAUGUGUGGGAGGGUGUUGGGGGGACGAGGACGACGGCGGCGGGGACGGCUGCUGCAGCGACGAGUACGGGGGGUGGGGCGGGGAGGAUUGGGGUCGGGGGCAAGGCUGUGGUGGUGGCGGUGGCGGGUUUGGGGUGGGCGGCGGCCUCAGGGUGCGGGUGGAUGUAA
Messenger RNA from Lasiodiplodia theobromae, 1917 nucleotides. RefSeq lists its product as uncharacterized. Bases 1 to 1917 code for a protein of 638 amino acids. The record is from RefSeq and is a predicted model, not a curated record. The transcript has a single exon. NCBI's taxonomy places the organism in Eukaryota, Fungi, Ascomycota, Dothideomycetes, Botryosphaeriales, Botryosphaeriaceae.